This is a messenger RNA of Nelumbo nucifera (sacred lotus), 621 nucleotides long. Its product is annotated as protein PLANT CADMIUM RESISTANCE 7-like. Lineage: Eukaryota; Viridiplantae; Streptophyta; Magnoliopsida; Proteales; Nelumbonaceae. The record is from RefSeq and is a predicted model, not a curated record.
AUGGAGAGAGAACUAGAAGAACAGUCAAAUAUGAACCAGAAGUCCAGGUCUAGUUCGGGGGGAGCUGAUGAAGUAGUCAACCAGCCGGCCGUGAACUUUGCUGCAACAGCUGAUCCAGUUUGGAUGAAACCCCAACGACCAUCAUCACCAGCACCUUAUCCUCCUCCAUCAACUGCAAGUAAUAUCUUUCCUGUUCCUGCAGCUCAACAAGGAAUACCAAUUUAUCCUCCUCCAACACCUCCUCUGGACCUGCCACAGCAAUGGAGCACAAGCCUAUGGGCGUGUUAUGAAGACCCAGAAAACUGCAUCGUCACCGGUUUCUGUCCCUGCGUUACAUUCGGCCGGAUUGCCGAGAUAUUGGAUAGAGGAGGCACAAGCUUUCGAAAUCGAUACUCACGUGGAUACAGAACCAAAUUGAGGAGAUUAUAUAACCUGCAAGAAGCUCCAUACCCGGACUGGCUCGUUCACUUCUUUUGCUCAGAAUGUGCUCUCUGCCAAGAGUACAGAGAGCUCAAGAAUCAUGGCAUUGAUCCUACUAAAGGUUGGCAAGAUGCUCUGGAGAGACAGAUGAAAGCCGGUGUCAUAGUGCCGCCAACUGUUGAAGGAGCCAUGACCCGUUAA